This is a messenger RNA of Zea mays, 1349 nucleotides long. Its product is annotated as protein FATTY ACID EXPORT 1, chloroplastic. The record is from RefSeq and is a predicted model, not a curated record. The transcript is spliced from 6 exons. Gene Ontology annotation, molecular function: fatty acid transmembrane transporter activity. The coding region runs from base 203 to 1000 and encodes 265 amino acids. Gene Ontology annotation, biological process: fatty acid transport. Gene Ontology annotation, cellular component: chloroplast inner membrane. Lineage: Eukaryota; Viridiplantae; Streptophyta; Magnoliopsida; Poales; Poaceae.
GGUUAGUACAUUCCACACCCUUCGAAUCUCGGUCAACUCGUUGACCCGCGAGAACCUAACAUCUGCCAACAAUCCAACAUCUCGCAGUCGCGUUCGCUGCUCCUCGGUCCUCAGCCCUCACACGCCGCCCGCCCGCGACGAAGCCCGCAUAGCCGCCGCCGAGCGCCGGAGUUGCCACCUACCGCGCGCCCAUCUGCCGCCGAUGCUGCGCACUCAUCUGCUACCCGAGGCUUGGCGGCGGCCACUGCCCCAGGAGGCAGGAGCGCGACACCAAAGUCCGCGCAUUUCCUUCCACCGAGCCGCACCAAGAUCCGGGAUCCAAGGUGGCCAAGUUCGUUGCGGCGGCCCUGAACUUCGAUGGCUGUCCUCGUCACGGAAUUCGUCCUCAGAUUCACAGCCAUGGACUACAAUGUGCGUGAAUGCAGACUAUACCACUCCUGCUGAUUCUGUCGCCACCUCGGAGCAAGCAGGUGGUGAAGCUGAGGCCACCUUAGAAACAGGUGGUGAAGCUGCAGCCACCUUGGAGCAAACAGGUGGCGAAACCGAAGAGCCAACAAUUGUAGCACCUGCUAAUGAAUAUACAGAGCAGGAGGCUGCUCCUCAGCAGAAGUGUGCAAAGAUACACGACUUUUGCCUAGGGAUACCUUUUGGUGGACUUUUACUCUCCAUGGGCCUUAUUGGAUUUCUCUUCUGGAGGAGCCCUGCGAGUCUUACCUUUGGCGUUGCACCUGGCCUUGCCAUAUUGGCCCUGGCUGUACUUAGCCUCAAUGUCUGGAGGAGCGGGAAGUCCAGCUUACCGUUCAUACUGGCGCAAGCAGGCAUUGCCGCUGCCGUAGCAUGGAAGCACGGCCAGGCGUACACCACUACGAGGAAGCUGCUUCCGUGGGGAUUCUACGUCGCGCUGAGUGCCGCAAUGAUCUGCUUCUACUCCUACGUUCUUCUUGCCGGAGGGAAUCCGCCUCCUAAGAAGGCGAAGGCGAAGGCGAAGGCUGCUGCUUGAUUUGAUGUUGAAGGCAUUCACCGGAGCGUCUCAUAAUUGCACUACCUUCCUCUGGUAAAUAGGGUUGUGGUAUGGCCUCUGUUUACUUAGUAAAAGACUGAGGAGAUAAGACUGUCCCCCCUAUGCUGCAUAACUGUUGUUGUUUCCUUUAAAUAUACAUCAAUAAGGGCUGGGUUGGUUCCAUUCCAUCCCACUACCCAUCUCAUUUAUGGUGGUAAAUAGGGUUGCCCUUUUUUUGGCUUUGGUUUGAAGUGUUUGACGAGAUUUUGUAAAUUUCCUUUUUAGAGAGAAGCACAUUCUGCCACAAGAGGCUCAACAUGCUAUUGCAAUUCGAUAUGGGCUGCUAUGA